AUGAAGCCAAUAAUUCAAUUAAGGAAUCCCUUCCAGCAGAAAUUUUUAAGUAAACAAGCCAUAGCAACCCUCUCAACUCCGGAGCUUCUGCAAAGAUUAAAUUUCGUCCAGAAAACCCAGAGCGGACUGUUCCAUUACCUCCCGCUCUCCCUGCGAAUUCUCAACAAGAUAACAGGCAUAUUAGACACGCACCUACAGAAGAACCUUAAGGCACAAAAGUUAUCCCUGAGUACGCUAUCGUCGAAGUCCCUGUGGUCUCGCACUGAAAGAUGGUCCAACACGGAACUGUUCAAACUGAAGGAUAGCAAGAGUGCGGAGUUCUGUCUCGUGGCGACUUGCGAGGAGGACGUCACGGAAUUGAUGAGGGGCCACAUCGACAGUUACAAAAAUAUGCCCUGCGUCGUUUACCAAACCAGCAGGAAAUACAGGGACGAGAGAAGACCCCGCGGCGGGUUGCUUCGCGGGAAAGAGUUCCUCAUGAUGGAUGCGUACUCGUUUGCCUCUACUGCGGAGGAAUCCUUACAAGUGUUCAACGAAACAAACAGGGCUUAUGACUUGAUAUUCAAAGAAUUGAAAGUACCGUACGUCAAAGCAUGGGCGGAUAAUGGUGAUAUGGGGGGUGACAUCAGCAAGGAGUACCAUUUGGUCCAUGAAUCAGGAGAGGAUACCAUCUUCAGUUGCUCGCAUUGUAAGAACGUGUUCAAUGAGGAGAUGGCCGAGUCCUCCCCUUUAGAGGAGGGCGCAAUGUCAGGGGACGUUAAUGUUAAAUAUGCACUAACUGCAGACCAUUCCACUUUGAUCUGUUUUUAUUUCCCUGCUGACAGACAAAUCAACUGGAACAACGCGGUGAAGGCAGUGGACGGUGACGUCGAUAAGAAGCUACGUGAUUACAGCAAUGCUAGAGUUUUGGAAAUAUUCCAGGAGAGGAGUAACGAGGAUAUCAUGUUUUCAAAAGUUCUCCGCGUCAUGGAUUGUAGAAUCAAUUCGAGAUCAAACUUCCCAGACUUCCCACUGAAGAACUAUCUGAAAAACAACUUUGGACAAUUGGAGGGGCUCUCCAUUGUCAACGCCGUGGAUGGGGAGAAAUGCGGUUCCUGCGAAGAGGGGGCACUGACUGCGACACGAAGCAUCGAGGUCGGCCACACUUUUGUGCUAGGAACAAAGUAUUCAGAACUUAUGAACCUCAAGUUCAAGGAUAAGGACAAUCAAAGCGACAAACUAGUAGAGAUGGGGUGUUACGGUAUUGGCGUCACGCGAAUCAUCGGCGCUAUCGCAGAGGUAACCAGGGACGAACAAGGUAUCAGAUGGCCAAGUCCGAUAUCGCCAUACUUGCUCUCCGUCUGCUCUGUUGAGAACGGGACGGACGAGAGGGUCUUGAAAGUUGUUGAAAAUCUAUCACAGUCAAAGUCGCUCCGGGAUGACAUUAUGCAAGAUUUUAGCAAUUCUUCAGGUCUUGGCUCAAAGAUCCAAACUUCACACGCACUGGGGAUCCCUCUGUGUAUAAUUAUCGGGUCCAAGUCGUGGCCUAGAGUCGAGAUAGAGGUGAGGGGCAAGAGAUGGUGUGAAGAUGGGGAACCCGCAUGGAUUCAAGAACACGAAAGGAAUAAGUCAAAGUUCGACUGGGAUCAUAUUCCUCAGCGAGACGACCAUCUAGAGAAACACAUAGUUUCUCACAUGUACGUUAAAGAGGUUGUAGAAGCCUUGUUAAAGGAUAUAUAG
Messenger RNA from Huiozyma naganishii CBS 8797, 1719 nucleotides. It is a transcript of the gene AIM10, whose product is annotated as putative proline--tRNA ligase AIM10. Gene Ontology annotation, cellular component: mitochondrion; cytoplasm. The transcript has a single exon. Gene Ontology annotation, molecular function: proline-tRNA ligase activity; ATP binding. Gene Ontology annotation, biological process: prolyl-tRNA aminoacylation. Lineage: Eukaryota; Fungi; Ascomycota; Saccharomycetes; Saccharomycetales; Saccharomycetaceae. Bases 1 to 1719 code for a protein of 572 amino acids. The record is from RefSeq and is a predicted model, not a curated record.